Molecule: messenger RNA, 1412 nt
Organism: Nannospalax galili (Upper Galilee mountains blind mole rat)
Lineage: Eukaryota; Metazoa; Chordata; Mammalia; Rodentia; Spalacidae
Gene: Adat2
Product: adenosine deaminase tRNA specific 2
Exons: 6
Coding region: 68-643 (191 amino acids)
Biological process (GO): tRNA wobble adenosine to inosine editing
Cellular component (GO): nucleus; cytoplasm
Molecular function (GO): tRNA-specific adenosine-34 deaminase activity; zinc ion binding
Source: RefSeq, a predicted model, not a curated record
CCACUCUCCGCGUUCCGCUGCGGGUUCGUCUCUUGUUCCUCUGCCUGAGUCCCUGAGUGGUGGUGGUAUGGAGGUGAGGGUGGCCUCCACUCUGGCUGCGAACGAUUCGUGUGUGGUGUCCUCACAGGAGACCGAAAAGUGGAUGGAGGAGGCGAUGCGCAUGGCCAAAGAUGCACUUGAGAAUAUUGAGGUUCCUGUUGGCUGCCUCAUGGUCUACAACAACGAAGUUGUGGGGAAGGGAAGAAAUGAAGUCAAUCAAACCAAAAAUGCUACUCGACAUGCUGAAAUGGUGGCCAUUGAUCAGGUCCUGGAUUGGUGUCGUCAAAAUGGCCAGAGUCCUUCUGUGGUGUUUGAACACACUGUGCUUUAUGUCACCGUGGAGCCGUGCAUUAUGUGUGCAGCUGCUCUCCGCCUCAUGAAAAUCCCACUGGUCGUCUACGGCUGUCAGAAUGAACGGUUCGGUGGUUGUGGUUCUGUUCUAAACGUUGCCUCUGCUGACUUACCGAAUACCGGGAAACCCUUUCAGUGUGUGCCGGGAUAUCGAGCUGAGGAGGCGGUGGGGCUGUUAAAGACAUUCUACAAGCAAGAAAAUCCCAAUGCACCAAAAUCAAAAGUUCGGAAAAAGGACUGUCAAAAACCCUGAACUUGUUCUGAUGAAGACAGUUACCCCUCCAUGACCUGGAUGGAAUUCCUGACUGAAAACUAUUGACCUGGCUGAGCAUGUUUAUGUGUUGCUGUUGCUCUGUGGAAAGUGGUGUCUCGCUCUUUUGCUCUGCUGAGGGAACAAAUUAGCCCUUUAAAAGUCUGACAAAUGUAAACAACUAUUAGCUUUUCCACAAGCUGAAAGAAUGUUUUGGGAAGGGGAAAAAUGAAGGUUUGAGGUUUUAGAAAUUAGCAAGCAGUACAUGCCCUUCCACCACAGCUUUAGCCCUGUCUAAGAAGGCUCUGGAUGGGCUGGGGAGAUGGUGGAGUGGAUAAAGUCCUUGCCAUGCAAGGGUGAGGGCUGGAGUUUGGAUCCGUAGGUAGCUGUGGUGGCCUGCCUGUAAUUCUAGCACAUGGAAGGCAGAGCUGGGAUUCUGGGAUUCUGAAGCAAACUGGCUAACUAUAUUAGCCCUUAUUGGUGAGCUUGGGUUCAAAUGAGAGAUAUUGCCUCAGUGAAUAUGGUGAAGAUUGAUCUAGGAGGAUGCUCAGUGUGUCAACCUUUGGCCUUCACAUUCAGGUGCUCACAUGUCUAAAUGCACACCCCCUGAAAUGCAUCCACACAGUGGGAUCCCGUGUACAUAACACAUACACACCACACACAUACACAUGCAACAAAAAGUAAUAAGUCUUCAGAAGAUUGGUUAAGAAAAAGAAAGAGGAAGAGCUAACCAUGGUGGUAUACAUUUUAAUCCCAGCACUUGGGAGACAGA